AUGAAGGCAUCUUGGAUCCUCGCACUGGUUGCGGCAAGUCCCGCGGUCCUCGCCCUAGGCCAGGAGCCUUCUACCGGCGCAGAGCUGGUUGACCGGGCGGUUAAGAAGAAGGUUUUAACCUUCGACUGUGACAGGAUGCCGGAGGUCUGUCAUAACAUGUGCUACGCCACACACUGCAAGAACAAGCCUAAGCAACUCACUUGGGACAAACCUCGCACUAGUAUUGAGGGUAAACGCAGGCGAACAGCAGGUUGUGGUAGCAAUAACCGCUGUAGCAAGAAGAAACUUGGGAAGACAGGGUUUAACUGCGACGAGUACCCCUUUGCCUCGACUAGAAAUGCAGAUAGGGGUGGCCAGAUCAACCGCUGCGUGCCAGAAAGGGAAAACAGCCGCCAAGGUUCAGCUCUUAACCAGUUCUACCACUCCCGAGGCAAGUUUAGGGCCACUGGAUGCAAGAGUAAGAAGAACUGCAGUUUCACUGUCGCCUUCAAGGGCACCAAUACCAAGACCAUCGGUCCCUGCAAGAAGAAGCCCGACUGCAAGAACGACGGCAACCAGUGGACCAAGACCGGCCCCAUCAAGCGCGAGGAACCCCAAGAGUCCCAAAACGUGGCAGAGUACAAGCUCCGCCGCAGCGGUGACACUAUUAUCUCGUCUGAAGACUUGCAGCCUGGUGAUCUUGUAUACCACAUCGUGGAGCGUAACGCCACGCUGGCCGAGGAACACCACAUGGGCCACGUUUUUAACGAGUUCGCCGGGGUUGAGCAAUAUGACUACAUGUCGGAUAACAUGGACAUGGAAGAGGAUGAGAUUCUUGCGAGGAUCUGA
Messenger RNA from Daldinia childiae, 828 nucleotides. RefSeq lists its product as uncharacterized. The transcript has 3 exons. The coding region runs from base 1 to 828 and encodes 275 amino acids. Lineage: Eukaryota; Fungi; Ascomycota; Sordariomycetes; Xylariales; Hypoxylaceae. The record is from RefSeq and is a predicted model, not a curated record.